UCCAGUUUGGCGCGUCUGUUCAGAGCGUGAGGACCUUAGUUGUUGAGUCCGCCAAAACACGCACUCUACCGCCUUGUCUACAAAAGACGACCGUGAGAUAUUAACACAUAGCAGACCUAAUAUCCACUACAAAAGUGUUUUACAUGCUAAAUUCAUUUCUUGACAUUCUUCCGUGAGUGUGUGUAGUAAUUUUUAAUGUGUAUCCUUGCUGUCAUCCUACUUAACAAAAAAUAAAAACACUAAAAUUAUUUCAAACACAUUGCCACAGACUCCAGGACAAGGAUAUUUUGAAUAGUGAAAAGUGAUAGAUUUAUAGAUUUAUUGCACCUUCCAUUUUUUAUCUAUCUAGAGUUUUCCAAGAUAUAAAAUUAUAAUAUUAGAACAACUGGUAUAGGAUUUAUCAAGUCUCUGUCUUGUAAUUACUUGAAAAAAUCGGCAGUCAAGGAAGUAUUAAGUAGUGUUAUAUUGUUUGAUGCGUCUGUGACUCUAAACAGUCGUGAACCAGUUACAAUGCUCAAUUGAAACUAAGAAAUUGAUGUAGUGUUUUCGCCGGACCAAUAUACAGCUCCGUGGUAUGAUGACGCACAAGGAGAACUACAUUCUUCCUCUUUUGCUCAUUCUCUGCUUGGAAGGUUGCCGCUGUUUGAGAUUGACUGAAGUGCGAGUUGCACCCCACACAGUGCGAGGACACAGUUCGACCCUGGAAUGCGAGUUCGACCUGCAGGGUGAAACACUCUACUCUGUCAAAUGGUAUAAGGAUGGCAACGAGUUCUAUAGAUACGUGCCACGCGAUACACCGCCUGCUCAGGUUUUUCCUCUGCCCGGUGUUCAUGUGAAUGUUAUUGAGUCAAAUGAUACUCAAGUAAAUUUGGAGAGGCUGAGUUUGGCCAGCAGUGGUCGCUACCGAUGUGAGGUGUCAGCUGAAGCCCCAUCUUUCCAGACGGUGUCAGAUCACGGCGACAUGAUAACAGUUGCACUACCUGACGAAGGUCCACGUAUUUCCGGGGGAAGGCCAAGGUACCAGGUGGGAGAGACUGUCAAACUCAACUGCACAUCGGGCCGGUCGAAGCCAGCUGCUCAACUCAUGUGGUUCAUCAAUGGAGAGCAGGCAAAUACAACAUACCUGCGUGGUCCGAAGACAUCGUACUCGGGUAGAGAGGGGCUGGAGACGACCACCCUAGGACUGGAAUUCAGAGUGGAAGCCAGACAUUUCCGGCGAGGGGACAUGAAGCUGAAAUGCCUGGCUACAAUUGCAACUGUAUAUUGGAACUCGAACGAGGAGAGUGUGGAGGGUGACCGGCCGCAGAGACCGCCCGUGCUCGAAGUCAAAGAGACACAUCAAGACAAGUCCCGCGCCGACCGAGUGCAAGCGGCAACAACGGCCAGUGCAAGUGGAGAGAAUCGAACCGAUCAUAUAAAUUACAGCUGGAAUCUGCUGGUGAUAUUCUGCUUAGCGCUGGACAUGAUAAUCUCGCGCCAGAGCAGUAGCCUCCGCCUCCUCACGCCAGUCUACGUGAGGUAGCAGACCACAGACUACGCCGCUUGAAUUCUUAACAAAACAACAUCAAUUUCUUCCCCAGCUGACGUGAGGAUUCAUAAGGCAUCCUCGAGAAAGUGAGCGCAGAUUCAUUACGAGUCCUCGUAAGAGAGUGAACGAGGUAGCAUCUUGAAUCCCUGAAAAAGUGAGUGUGAACUCUUGUUUCCGACUGACUGUGUCUGAUCAAAAUACAUUAUUUCUAAAUUUAUUGUGCGCGUGAAUGUGAUGAUGAUGAUAAUGAUGAUUAUGAUAUUAUCAAACGAUUGUGAUCCACGUUAUAGUGUGUAAGUUUAUUGAUCAUGUAAAACUAUGAAUAGCUGAACGAAAGUUGUGUAAUCUAGUCACUGUAAUAAAAACAUGAAUCUUGUUUUAAUGAAACUCUCC
This is a messenger RNA of Nilaparvata lugens (brown planthopper), 1921 nucleotides long. RefSeq lists its product as uncharacterized. The transcript has 6 exons. Lineage: Eukaryota; Metazoa; Arthropoda; Insecta; Hemiptera; Delphacidae. The record is from RefSeq and is a predicted model, not a curated record. The coding region runs from base 575 to 1522 and encodes 315 amino acids.